AUGGGAGAUACUAUCAUUGCUAUUGGUGGAAAUUCAGAAAAUGAACGUCAUCAGUCUGUGGCGGUCAAGACAGUAGAGUACUUGGUAUUGGGUGAGAACACGUGGAAAAAGCUUCCACCAAUGCAUUGUGAAAGAAGUGGGGCAACCGCAUGUCUUCUCCCGUAA
Messenger RNA from Paramuricea clavata, 165 nucleotides. Lineage: Eukaryota; Metazoa; Cnidaria; Anthozoa; Malacalcyonacea; Plexauridae. The record is from the annotation of a GenBank genome assembly.